Molecule: messenger RNA, 345 nt
Organism: Aspergillus pseudoviridinutans
Lineage: Eukaryota; Fungi; Ascomycota; Eurotiomycetes; Eurotiales; Aspergillaceae
Exons: 5
Coding region: 1-345 (114 amino acids)
Biological process (GO): proton transmembrane transport
Cellular component (GO): vacuolar proton-transporting V-type ATPase complex
Molecular function (GO): proton-transporting ATPase activity, rotational mechanism
Source: RefSeq, a predicted model, not a curated record
AUGUCCGCCCAGAACUCAGCAGGCAUUCAGACCCUCCUCGAUGCUGAGAGAGAGGCUCAGAAGAUUGUACAGCAAGAUCGCACAAAGCGGAUAAGGGACGCAAAGGCAGAGGCUCAGAAGGAAAUUGACGAGUACAGACAACAGAAGGAGGAGGAAUUCAAGAAGUUUGAGGCUGAGCACUCGAGCGGAUACAAGAAGGCCGAGGAGGAUGCCAACAAAGAGGCAGAGGGCAAGCUUCAAGAGAUUCAAGCUGCAGGCAAGGAGAAGGGCGGCAAGGUUGUUGAUGACCUGAUCAAUGCAGUCGUUGAUGUGAAGCCUCAGGCGUCAGACAAGAUAAAGGCAUAG